Molecule: messenger RNA, 1517 nt
Organism: Siniperca chuatsi (mandarin fish)
Lineage: Eukaryota; Metazoa; Chordata; Actinopteri; Centrarchiformes; Sinipercidae
Product: extensin-3-like
Exons: 3
Coding region: 1-1344 (447 amino acids)
Source: RefSeq, a predicted model, not a curated record
AUGUGGGAGCAGGCCGAGGAGCGUCAGCAGCUUUUAGAGCUACAGGACACACCUGUGGUCCUCCACCUGGGGUCCUCCAUCUCUGGUCCUCCACCUGUGGUCCUCCACCUGGGGUCCAUCACCUGGGGUCCAUCACCUGGGGUCCAUCACCUGUGGUCCUCCACCUGUGGACCAUUACCUGUGGUCCAUCACCUGGGGUCCAUCACCUGGGGUCCUCCACCUGGGGUCCAUCACCUGGGGUCCAUCACCUCUGGUCCUCCACUUGUGGUCCAUCACCUGUGGUCCUCCACCUUUGGUCCUCCACCUGGGUCCAUCACCUGGGGUCCAUCACCUGUGGACCAUUACCUGUGGUCCAUCACCUGGGGUCCUUCACCUGGGGUCCUCCACCUGUGGUCCUCCACCUGGGAUCCUCCACCUAGGAUCCUCCACCUGUGGUCCAUCACCUGUGGUCCUCCACCUGGGAUCCUCCACCUGUGGUCCAUCACCUGUGGUCCUCCACCUGGGGUCCAUCACCUGUGGUCCUCCACCUGGGAUCCUCCACCUGUGGUCCAUCACCUGUGGUCCUCCACCUGUGGACCAUUACCUGUGGUCCUCCACCUGGGGUCCAUCACCUGGGGUCCAUCACCUGUGGUCCUCCACCUGGGUCCAUCACCUGGGGUCCAUCACCUGUGGUCCAUCACCUGUGGUCCUCCACCUGGGGUCCUCCAUCUCUGGUCCUCCACCUGUGGUCCUCCACCUGGGGUCCAUCACCUGGGGUCCAUCACCUGGGGUCCAUCACCUGUGGUCCUCCACCUGUGGACCAUUACCUGUGGUCCAUCACCUGGGGUCAAUCACCUGGGGUCCAUCACCUGGGGUCCAUCACCUCUGGUCCUCCACUUGUGGUCCAUCACCUGUGGUCCUCCACCUUUGGUCCUCCACCUGGGUCCAUCACCUGGGGUCCAUCACCUGUGGACCAUUACCUGUGGUCCAUCACCUGGGGUCCUUCACCUGGGGUCCUCCACCUGUGGUCCUCCACCUGGGAUCCUCCACCUAGGAUCCUCCACCUGUGGUCCAUCACCUGUGGUCCUCCACCUGGGAUCCUCCACCUGUGGUCCAUCACCUGUGGUCCUCCACCUGGGGUCCAUCACCUGGGGUCCUCCACCUGUGGUCCUCCACCUGUGGUCCUCCACCUGGGAUCCUCCACCUGUGGUCCAUCACCUGGGGUCCUCCACCUGGGGUCCAUCACCUGGGGUCCUCCACCUGGGGUCCUCCACCUGUGGUCCUCCACUUGUGGUCCAUCACCUGUGGUCCUCCACCUGGGGUCCUCCACCUAGGAUCCUCCAGCUGAUUGGACACUACAGCUGAUUGGACGCUGCAGCUGAUUGGACGCUGCAGCUGAUUGGACGCAGCAGCUGAUUGGACGCAGCUGAUUGGACGCAGCAGCUGAUUGGACGCACCUCAGUUUUCGUUGACGACAGUAACGCAGCUCUACCUGUCUGUCUCCUCUGCAGGUCAUCAUGGACACCAUCAGGACUCGU